Phytophthora nicotianae INRA-310 is the source of this 429-nucleotide messenger RNA. RefSeq lists its product as hypothetical. The coding region runs from base 1 to 429 and encodes 142 amino acids. NCBI's taxonomy places the organism in Eukaryota, Oomycota, Peronosporomycetes, Peronosporales, Peronosporaceae. The transcript has a single exon. The record is from RefSeq and is a predicted model, not a curated record.
AUGGGGAAGGGCUUAGCGUGGAGCGAGAGCGAGACCAUACAGCUUUGCCUGUCGUGGCUGGAGGUAUCGGAGGACGCAGUGCGUGGUGCAGGACAGAAGAAGAGCACGUUCAGCAGUCGCUUGUAUAGCCAUUGGCUGGAAAACGAGACACCAGAAGACAAGGAUCCACGAACGGAGGUCGCGAUAAUGGGACGAUGGAAGAAAUUGCAGCCAGAAGUAACGAAGUUCUGUGGUGUAUAUGCAAAGGUCACCAGUAGAGAGAGCUCAGGAUGGAAUGACGCUAUGUAUCUGGACGCUGCGUUGAAGGUUUACCAAGAGCGACACAAACAGCCGUUCGAGUUUCUUGCGGCGUGGAAAGAGCUCAAGGACAAGCCCAAGUGGACCAACAAGAUCACAUCGGCCUCAUCUAUUGGGAUCAAGCGAGGUUAA